Pezoporus flaviventris is the source of this 4392-nucleotide messenger RNA. It is a transcript of the gene CHRM2, whose product is annotated as cholinergic receptor muscarinic 2. The record is from RefSeq and is a predicted model, not a curated record. Gene Ontology annotation, biological process: adenylate cyclase-activating adrenergic receptor signaling pathway; regulation of heart contraction. Gene Ontology annotation, molecular function: G protein-coupled acetylcholine receptor activity. The coding region runs from base 2641 to 4041 and encodes 466 amino acids. Gene Ontology annotation, cellular component: plasma membrane. NCBI's taxonomy places the organism in Eukaryota, Metazoa, Chordata, Aves, Psittaciformes, Psittacidae. The transcript is spliced from 2 exons.
UCCAAUAACAGCUGCCUCUCUAGUAGGAGAGAUGGGCUCCAUGGCAUGACAAUAGCAAAAGUAGUCCACAGACAGCCCUAUAUCAAGCGAGCAAGCGGCCACAGCAAGUAACAAAAGACCCCACUACAGACCUGAUUCAAACCCUACUGGAAACAUCAAGAAAGAGUCUUGCAGAUUUCAGGGUAUCUUAGGUUAGAAAGCAUCAUAACCCUGUCUCUGCUCCUAUAAUGGUAGUACUGUCAGCAGUGAUGAUCUAUGUUGUCUGAAAUCAAAGAUUUCUCCAGCCCUAUACCUUCUCAGCAACAAACAACAAACCAUGGUUCACUUUAUAAUCAUAUUAAUGCAAACAAAUGGAGAAAGUGAAAGCAGGUAGGUUUCUCCAUACUUAAAGAAAAGAUGUAACUGUAACUGUAAUUUGCAGUCUCAGUCUACCAGCCUUCUCAUGGCAGGAAAGUUUUGUGCAAAGAGAGAUCACUGGGAAAGGGACUCCUCUGCUUUGCUUCCAUUCAAAAGAAGACAGUGAAAUCCUGUUCCACACAGGGAAAACCUAUUCCUAACAGGUAAAAUAAACUUUUAGUUUUCAUCCAGCUCUUUUCAUCUCAGGUAAUAAAAUCAAGGGAAUUUAUACUGAAUUACCAAUAUUUCCACUGGAAGUGGGUAAAAAAAUCAGCUGAAAAGACACAGGAAUAAAUUUUGCUGGGAGAGAGUAAUUUGGUUUCACAAGUAUCAAAGUUUUAAAAUUCAUUUUAGUUUUUCAAGGGAAUGAAAACAAAACCUCUGAACAUUUUGUCAAAAUGAAAUUGUAGGGAAACACUUCUUACCAUAAAGCACAAUUUUUUCAGCUCUGAUCCUCUCUCUUCCUUUCCUGCUUACCCUCUCACUCUCUGUCACCAGAGGUAGCUGCAGAGCCCUGGAUCACAAACUUUUCAGAAGAAAUUGCUUUGAAAUCAGUACAUCUCAGUGAAUAAAAUCUGUCAGGAGUGUUCAUAAACAAUUGUGCUUGGGAAAAGUUCUUAACUUGUCCCAAAAAACUGAUAUCUUACACAUAAACAGGUAGUCAGCUGCUCAGCUGUGAGGUUUUAGGUCAAAAGCACGCAAUGAAUUGCUGAACUGACAGUCCUAUAUAUUAAAGAUGUCUGAGCUAUUCUCCUGUAUAUUUUUUUCAUGGAGUAUAAAUUCUGUUAUAUACCAUUCAGCCUUUUCUUCCUAUACAAAUCACAUAUGUAAUUAAAGCAUUCAUCCCCACAGUUUUGCUCUUUUGAAUGUGAUCCCAGGGAUUUUAAGGAUGUACCUGAAAAUAGACAGUAGGAAAAAAAAUUCAGUCUAGCCUUUAUUUAUUUCUGUGAGCAAACAAAUCUUGGCCAAUUUUAAAAGUAAAGGCAAAUGCAUGAGCCCCACUUUCUGCCAGUUGUAUUUCUUUAAGUAUAUUUAUAUUUAAGUAUAUAUAUACAAGAUUACAGAGUUGCCUCAGACAGAAAACCUUUACCCUGGUAUAGCAUUUUGAGUUUCCUGUGGAGACAAACUUGCUUAUUUUUCCUUAGAGGUUAGAAGGGUAUUUGCUGUUGUGCUGACAUUUUGCAUCAUCUUCUUCCUUUUUCAUCUGUAGGAAAAUAUGCAGUGCUGAAAUAACAGUGAAAAUACAUUGCUCCAUUUCAGUGACAUGAAUUGUAUAUGCCUGUGCAUCAGCAGGUUAGUUCCAGGGGCCAGAGGAGGAUUCCUUAAUCCCUGAUAUAUAGAGGAGCCAAACACAAUGGAUUUUUUUCUUUCUUUGAUUGUGUCACCACUUUUAAAAAUCUCUGUCCCAAAGAAGUUAUGCCUUAUGUGUGGGGGAAAAAGAGAACAUUCCAAUUAGAAACAACCUAACUUCUCUGUCACAUCUGGCCUUCAUGCCUCAAUAAUCCCCUGAGCAGAGCUCAUAAAUAAUGAGUGCUCAGAGACUGGCUGUACAAUUCCAGUACAUUCUAUUGAAUUCCAGGGGAUGCACAAAAGGAUAGCACGUAUCCUGAAGGCAAAAGCAUGUGCUGUUUUCUUGGUCUUCUUUCAAAUAUAUAUUGCUAGAAGUUUAAUCGCUCUUCAUUGAGUCCUGAUGGUAGGCUAUACAGGGCACAAAAAAAAUUGCUGUGCAUAAACAGAACUGAUUUGUAGCUGUUUCUUUAUCAUUACCAUGCUAUCUAUGUCAGAGCUUCUGUUGUAGCUUUAUGUGAUACAGUUAAAAUAUACUGUGAUUUGAAAAAAUAUUGAAAAGUACAAGCAAGCAACCAUCAAGAGACAAACUCAUCAUGUUAAAAAAACCCAAACAACAUCCCUUUUUUUCAGGUACAAAUAGUCUAAAAGAUGCAAAAAAUAACCUUAAUCUCACUUACAUGAAAAAGAAUAGGCACAUGCUCAACUGAGGUGAAUUUAUUAAUUCAAUGGACUUCAACAGACCUAUCCUUUUCUUGUUCAUUGGCAGUUUAGUUUCAUGCAGUGCCAAAAUCUUUGCAACUGUUGAAAAAGAAAAGUAACUAGAUUGUAAGAAAAUGAGCGGGAGACAUUACACAAUCUUGUUCUAGCAACCUCAGAGAAGCAUACUCAGGUGGAACAUGAAAGAAAGAUGGAAAAGCUUAAGUGAUAACUGGGUAACUUGUUAGCAGAACAGAAAUGAAUAACUCAACGUACAUAAACUCUUCCACUGAAAAUGUGAUGGCUUUGGAGAGCCCCUAUAAAACUGUAGAGGUGGUCUUUAUUGUCCUGGUAGCAGGGUCUCUCAGCCUAGUCACCAUAAUUGGGAACAUCCUGGUCAUGGUGUCAAUCAAAGUCAACAGGCACCUACAGACUGUCAAUAACUAUUUCCUGUUCAGCUUGGCCUGCGCUGACUUGAUCAUCGGCAUCUUUUCAAUGAACCUAUACACUCUCUACACUGUGAUAGGGUACUGGCCUUUGGGGCCUGUUGUGUGUGACCUCUGGCUGGCUCUUGACUAUGUGGUCAGCAACGCCUCUGUAAUGAACCUCCUCAUUAUCAGCUUUGACAGAUACUUUUGUGUCACCAAGCCUCUGACCUACCCUGUGAAGCGAACCACUAAGAUGGCAGGCAUGAUGAUCGCAGCUGCGUGGGUGCUGUCCUUCAUCCUGUGGGCCCCUGCAAUUCUCUUCUGGCAGUUCAUUGUGGGAGGAAGGACUGUCCCAGAUGGGGAUUGUUACAUUCAGUUUUUCUCCAAUGCUGCUGUCACUUUUGGUACUGCCAUUGCAGCCUUCUAUUUGCCUGUUAUCAUCAUGACUGUCCUUUAUUGGCAAAUCUCUCAAGCCAGUAAGAGUCGAAUAAAGAAAGGAAAAAAGGAAACUGCUCAAAACCAAGAUACAGUUUCCCCCAGCCUUGUCCAAAGUAAAACAGUGAAACCAAACAAUAACAACAUCCCAGCCAGUGGUGAUGGGUUGGAACACAGCAAAAUUCAGAAUGGAAAAGCCACUGGAGAGACUGUGACGGAGAACUGUGUUCAAGGGGAGGAGAAGGAGAGCUCCAACGACUCCACCUCUGUCAGUGUGGUCGCUUCCAACAUGAAAGAAGAUGAAGCUGCCAAAGAUUCCAGCCAGACUUCUGCCUCCCAAGACCAUCUCAAAGUGGGAAACUCCAAGCUGACAUGCAUCAGGAUAGUCACCAAGUCUCAAAAGGGUGAUUGCUGUGCUCCCACCAACACUACUGUGGAGAUUGUAGGCACCACUGGGGAGGAGAAGCAGAAUAGUGUAGCCCGGAAAAUCGUCAAGAUGACAAAGCAGCCAGCCAAAAAGAAACCACCUCCUUCUAGAGAGAAAAAAGUGACAAGGACGAUUUUGGCCAUCCUCCUGGCCUUCAUCAUCACCUGGACCCCAUACAAUGUGAUGGUGCUCAUCAACAGCUUCUGCACAUCCUGCAUCCCUGGUACUGUAUGGACCAUAGGUUAUUGGCUCUGUUAUAUCAACAGCACCAUCAACCCUGCUUGUUAUGCUCUCUGCAAUGCUACCUUCAAGAAGACCUUUAAGCACCUUCUUAUGUGUCAUUACAAGAACAUAGGAGCUACAAGGUAAAAAUAGUAAUAAAAGUAAUAAUGGAAAGGGUGACGAAGUUCCAUAUUAAAUUAAAAAAAACCCAACUAGAUAAAUGCCAUAGCACUUUAUGCUCUUCUACAGAAUGUGCAAUCCAGGAUAUUAGUGGAAAUACUGACAUAGAGCAUCAGCUCCACUCCUGAGAACUACAUUUAGAAACAUUUUUUUAAAUUAUUGAAAACAAAUCUUGUGGACAUGGAGAUGUUUGAGGAAUUAUUCAAGGAUAUGGACUGGAGGCACAGUUCCUUGCUUUCUACAACUAUUCUGCAGAAGGGCUUUAGAGUCUAUGAUUUUUGGUCCUUCUGUGCAAAAUCCUUGUUCUUCUCUUCCUUU